CGGGGUGGUUUUCAGCGGCGGCGGGUCUUUUCAAUCGGUUGACCACAUUGCCGUCACGUCGUCACUGCGCGCGCCGUGCGCAAGCCGCUCUUCCACAACCGUGUGUCAUCUCGCCCGUUGUCGUUUUACCGUCGUCGUCGUCGACGUACCGUAUAGUCGCCGGGCGUCGCGCGCCGUCGUCGUACCGUCGUUACCGAAUUCGAUUGCAUUACGGUUUUAUAUUAAUCGCGCGCGUUUAUUGUUUUUUUUUUUUUUUUUCCUAUCGUAGUCGUCGACGUUGUACGCUUCGUCGAUUUCGUCGGAAUUCUUUCUGCACCCUCCCCGGAACCCGAAAACUCGCUCGUUUCGCUCGGCCGUAUCGAGUCGCGGAGUUAACGGAAGAACGGACAGAACUCUGGGUUUCUAUUUUGUAUUACUCUCUCGCGAACCCGAAAACCGACGUUUUUUUUUGGCGAAAACGGUGCGCCGCAAAUAAUCUUGCAGCCCGGUACGUAUACGCGCGCUUUUGCACUCGUCGUUUGGUCGACCCGCGUCAUAGGACCGGUUACACUGCUGCAACCGCACCGGGAAAAUAUCGGCUUUCGUGGACGAACAGUGGCGAUUGCAUACCGUACUCGCGGAUAGCUGAAGACUGUUGGACGUUUGAAUUGCCGCCGGUGUCGAUCACGCGAAACGUUUAAUUGAACAAAAGCUCGAGACACGUUUAGUCCGCCGACGGAGGAGGAAUCUCGCGCACGCACGCGUUUUAUGACGUAAACCUUGGACGCCGUUCAGCACACCACAGAGUCACCGCGCGAGCCAUGGACCCGACACUGUUAGCGUCUGCCGCUGCCACCACCUCUACGGCCGCGGCGCAGACGAUCGCCGCCGCGGCCACGGCCACGGCCGCGAUGACGCGCAACGGCCAGCGCAACGGGACUCAUCGCGCCGUCAACGUGCACGGCCGGCUCAUGUACGACGAAAUCGUCAUCAACGACGUCUGGAUCAACGCCAUACUGUCCACGCUCGCGCUGUCCUGCGCCGCAUGCGUUUGCUUGUGCUUCCUAUACUGCAAGUUCCAGCAGUGGAAACAAACUGCUCAGCAGAGGAGGAACGAGAAGAACUCGCGGAAACGCGACGACGAGUCGUUGCCCAGCUACACGAUCGUGACCGGACUGCCCAGCUACGACGAGGCGAUCGAGCGCAUGAAGUUGCCCGCGGUCGGCUCCAACAAGCCGGCCGCGGCGGGCCAACCGCCCAAACGUGCGCCGGCCGUAUCCGUGGUACGGGUGAAAAACGAGACCGCGUCUCCGCCACCUCCGCCGCCGUCGCCGCCACCGCCACCGUCACCGCCGCCGCCGCCGUCCAAGCCCGAUCCCAAGUUCGGUCUGGUGUCGCGCAGCUGGUUCGCGCAUGACAGCGGCUGCAGCCACUGCCUGUCGGUCCAGGAGCUGUUGGAGACCUACGACGUGCGAUAAGCCGUGUCCGACCGUUUCCUAUGCGGCGCACACGUACACACACGCAUCCUAUGUAGCAUAGUAUUAAAAUAGUGGAACGAGCACACGAUACCGUGUACAGAGUUUGUCAAUAUUAUUAUUACUAUUACUAUCAUUAUUAUCAUUAUUAUCAUUAUUAUUAUUAUUAUUAUUAUUAUUAUUACUAUUGUUAUUGUUACGCGGCGCCGUACGCCUGCCGAACACUCGGCGUGUAGUACUGUACUUGAUGUAUGAUAACAAUACCCGAUAGGCUACCGGUGGUAUCGGUUAUGAACGAUUGCAGCGAUUCGUAGCGUAUAUUAUGCGAUAGAUGCGCGCGCGCGUUGUUAUGCGGUGCGAGCACUUGAACGCCAUCAGACGGGGGAUAGCGGUUCCGCGUUCCUGUUGACGAGGGUAGCGAUGAAGGACAUUAUAUCGUCCUGGGACGGUGGCGCGAAUUCCAACGAGAACUCCGAGCACAUCACGUGGUUCGUGACAUUUCUCGGUUCUCGGCUCCUCUCGCCCUAUACGUACUUACGUAUAAAUAUUUACAACCAAAGUCGUUUGGUGACUUUGGACGUUCGGACGGUACAUUCCCGUUUUCUAGGGAUUAUUUUGUUUUGCGAAUGUCUGCAAACGUUUAUUGGUGGGUAUUUUUGUUUCGAAUCGGAAAGGCUUACAUGAACGGCGAACAGUAUUUGAUCUCGCUCCAUGCGAUUAUGCACAAUUACUCUAAGAACGGGUAACGAUAGUUGUGUUAUGUCCGCUCGAUAAAUGCAAAUUUCAUUGCUUGUUCGCAAAAACAUUCCGCUCAGAAAUGCGCGAUUUAAAAUAGCCCUUACCACUUCCGUGUGUCUUAAGUCACCUUUCGAGAGUCGGUCUCGACGAAAUCCGAGUCACGAUCAAACCGACCGUAGAAUACGAACGAAAACACGAAACACCCUAUGUCACCGUUAACGCCGCAUGUGUAUUUUACCUAACCCGUGUAGCCAUCACCUGUAACCAAAUACUUAAAUAUGCCAUUCCUUAAUGCCCACCAUGACGUUAUCAUCACCGUCAUGUUCUACCUACUAUUAUUUUUAUAACUAUUAUAAUUUUUACUUUAUAGUGAUUACGGGUACCAUAAAUGAAGCCUUACUAGACCUAUCGAGUUAACCGCGUUAUUAUGCCCGUUUAGUAUAUUAUGUAUAAAUAUCUAGGUACCAUAUAUAUAUAUAUAUGUGUGUGCACAAAUAUUUAAUUAUACGUUAUUAUUAACAUAUUUAAUCUUAUUAACGCUCUCUGUAUCAUUAAAUGUAAUAGUACAGCGUUUUAAUGUAAAGUUAUUAGGUAGGUAGUCGUAGGCAUAUUACAUUACAAAGCGUAUAUUAUACAAGUAUACAAAUAAAUAAUGUGUGUGUAGCAGUGUUUACCAGCAGCAGCAGUAGUAGAACUAGUAAAGUAUUAGUAGUUGUAGCCGAAUAAUAUUCGGAAAAUAAAUAAAAUUGCAUUAGUUCCAAGGGACGGACACAUAUUCAAUAUUGAGUACGUUAAAAAAAAAUAUUUAAAAGAAGCUUUUGUCAAUAAGAAUUUCCAACAAAUAUUUCACCGACGAAACAUGGACAUUUUUCUUUCUUUUUCUCCUUUUGCUAUCCUUUCAUUCUUCCACUCUCUCUCUCUCUCUCUCUCUCUCUCUCUCUCUCUCUUUCUCUUUCUAUCAUUUUUUUCUUUACCUUACAAUUUAAGUAUCAAAUUAUCAUACCCAUUAUCAACACUUCGGUUCCAUACUUCCCCCUCACACCCACCUUAUAUGCCCGCCAUAAAAGUAUUUUUGACAACUCAACCAUUCACGUCAAUAUAGUUUUGCACGUCUAUCGAUUACAAUUAAUGCAUAACAGGUAUAUGCCAUCCUCGAUGUAUGCCCUAGUACCGCCGUUAAGUCACUUUCGAACGAUAAAUUUAGUGGAAAAAUGCUCUUUCACAAUUGUACCAUACUUAGAACAUUCAAUCUAAAUAUACUUAAAACCGUUUAUGAAUUAAAUUUAUCUUGUGAAUUAAUAAUUUGUUUCAAUAUUAUUUUAAUA
Messenger RNA from Sipha flava (yellow sugarcane aphid), 3517 nucleotides. RefSeq names its product vasodilator-stimulated phosphoprotein-like. Gene Ontology annotation, biological process: axon guidance. NCBI's taxonomy places the organism in Eukaryota, Metazoa, Arthropoda, Insecta, Hemiptera, Aphididae. The record is from RefSeq and is a predicted model, not a curated record. The coding region runs from base 801 to 1457 and encodes 218 amino acids. The transcript has 3 exons.